AAAUAUUUAGGAGAAUACCUGACUUACAUUAUCAUCACCUUCAUUCCAUGUAAUGCCAGAACUCAAUGUGAUUUAAUACCUAGUACCUAUUGAGUGCUCAGGUACCCUACCUAGGUAUAGAAGAACCUUGAAGUCUUCCAAUGUCAAAUGCUUAUGUCGUACACAUAUAUAUAUCUUUUAUAAUAUCAUCUACGGAUAUUAAUACAGAGUAUACAUAUACGAAGUACUAACCUAAUACUAUAUUGCGCCUAAAGGAGAAAAAGAUACAAGAUGUCUGAAGAGCUUCGGGAUGAGGUUGAAGCAAUCAACUCGAUAUAUGGCGAUGGCUGUUUGGUACCCUCAAACGACGAAAAUAUUUAUAUACUAAAACCCCCGAGCGAAUCAGCAUCCCUCCGUAUCGAGUUCCCUCCCACCUAUCCCGCAGUGCCUCCUGUCGUUCUUGGUACUAAUAGUACUGGUGAGCAUGGAAAGCGAGGUGAUGCGGCGCGAGAAUUAUCUUUUUUCUGUGAGGCCUUGAGCAGCGUUUACGAACCAGGAGCUGUCUGCCUUUUCGAUACCAUAGAGGAGUUAACUCGGCUUCUGGAGUCUUCAGCCACAGAAGAUACCGACCCCCAUGACGCUGUCCCUGAAGAAGAAGAAGAGGCUACGGAUGUUGUACCUCGUAAUAGAUCCGCAGCAGAAGCUCAUGCCUCUAACAUACCAGAGCCUCCAUGGGUGCUAUCAGAUCUUUUUAUUGAGUUGAAAUCAACAUUUGUUGCCCGAUGUGCCCCUGUCUCGUCAACGGAAGAAGCCGAGGCGUUUGUUCAACAUCUACUGUCCACUGACAAGAAGGUUCGAACGGCCACGCACAACAUCACAGCGUGGCGCAUAAAGGGGCCGAACAACACUACGUUUCAAGACUGUGACGAUGACGGCGAGACUGCUGCUGGGGGUCGUUUGCUACAUCUAAUGCAACUGAUGGACCUCUGGAAUGUCAUGGUGAUUGUUACCCGAUGGUACGGUGGACAUAAACUGGGCCCUCGCCGGUUUGCCCUAAUAAACCAAACUGCGAGAGAUGCAUUCGUCAAAGCUGGCCUUGUGUCUGAAAAUACGAACAAGAAGAAAGCUUCGGGCAAGACUUAAAGAGGAUAUUCGGGACAGUGCUAAAGACUACCACAUAUCGCACUGUGGCUCAAAGCAGCCUCGGUUCUCCACGCCGUCCCCAACAUUGAACUACAUGUGGCGUAUAUGUAUUGGCAACAUCUCCAACAUCAACUUACAUC
Hypoxylon fragiforme is the source of this 1262-nucleotide messenger RNA. Its product is annotated as UPF0029-domain-containing protein. The transcript has a single exon. NCBI's taxonomy places the organism in Eukaryota, Fungi, Ascomycota, Sordariomycetes, Xylariales, Hypoxylaceae. The coding region runs from base 271 to 1122 and encodes 283 amino acids. Gene Ontology annotation, biological process: regulation of translational initiation. Gene Ontology annotation, molecular function: protein binding. The record is from RefSeq and is a predicted model, not a curated record. Gene Ontology annotation, cellular component: cytoplasm.